Molecule: messenger RNA, 2787 nt
Organism: Pneumocystis murina B123
Lineage: Eukaryota; Fungi; Ascomycota; Pneumocystomycetes; Pneumocystales; Pneumocystaceae
Exons: 14
Coding region: 1-2787 (928 amino acids)
Biological process (GO): mismatch repair
Cellular component (GO): nucleus
Molecular function (GO): ATP binding; mismatched DNA binding; ATP-dependent DNA damage sensor activity
Source: RefSeq, a predicted model, not a curated record
AUGCAACGUAUACUACAGAUUAACUGGAUACAAGUGCUUAAACGCUAUAAACAUUCUAUAUCGUUGUCAAGAUAUGAAAUUCGUCCUUUACUUGUAGAUCAAAAUAGUUUAAAUAAAAAUAUAAGGAUAAAAGAUAAUUUAAAAGCUUCAAUAGAAGAAAAGCCUUCAUUGGAGCCAUUAAUGAAUGCAUCAGGCCCAGUUUAUACACAAUUACUUGAUCAAGUGCUUUAUAAUCAAAAAAAAUAUGCAAACUGUGUACUUUUAACACGUGUAGGAGGCUUUUAUGAGCUUUAUUUUUCUCAAGCAGAAAAAUAUGCACCAAUACUUAAUCUUAAACUUGCACGGAAGGAUACUAAGGCAGGACCGGUUCCUAUGGCGGGAUUUCCAUUUUAUCAAUUGGAUAGAUAUCUUAAAUGUUUAGUUGAGGAAAUUGGAGAAUAUGUUGCGAUUAGCGAAGAAUAUAGACGUCUAGAUCGUUGCUCAACAUACAAAAAUAUUUACGAGCGCCGUGUUUCACGAAUUGUUACACCAGGUACAUUAAUUGAUGAAAAAUUUAUGAAUCUUUAUAUUAAUAACUUUCUUUUGGCUAUACAUAUGAAUGAGAAUAUAAUGAAAGAAAAAGGAUUAGUUCAAUCUCUCGAAAUAGGCCUGGCAUGGCUUGAUUUAUCAACAGGGGAUUUUUUUACUCAAACAUCUAAAUUUGAAUAUAUUUUAGAUGAAUUAGAAAGAAUUAAUCCAAAAGAAAUAAUUAUUGAUAAAGAAUUUCAAGAGAUUUUUAUGGAAUACAUUUCACCGUAUGUAAAGGAACGAGAAUGCUUUGUAACCUAUGAAACAUUUGAAAUACCAGAUCGAAUGAUUCAAAAAUGGGAAAACAUUAAAAACAAUAAUGAGACAUCAAUUUUUUCAGUUUUGGAAGAACAUGCAUCACUUAAGAUUUUAUCUUAUGUAAAUGAUAAAUUACAAGGAGAAGAAUUUAAUUUACAGGCACCAGUAAGAAGAAAUUCAGAAGAAAACAUUUUUAUGGAUAUACAUUCUAUACGAGCAUUAGAAUUAAAACAAUCAUUAAGAGAAGGAGGAAAGACAGGAACCUUAUUAUCUGCUAUUAAACGAACAGUUACCAGUUCCGGAUCAAGAUUACUUACCGAAUGGAUUUGCUCCCCUAUUACAUCUAUUUCUUUAAUAAACAAAAGAUUGAAUUUAGUGGAAAUAUUUUAUAAUGAUUCGCAUCUUAGAGCUGAAAUUGUACAAUUAUUGAAAAAAAUUUAUGAUACUCAACGUGUUAUACAAAAGAUUUCUUUAGGUCGUAAAAAUGCAGAUGAUUUAUUAGCAUUAUCAAAAACAAUAGAAAUUACAAAUAGAAUAUAUAACUGUUUAGAAAAAUUAUCCGACAAAGAAUCUGUUAAUUCUCUUUUAAAAAGAAUUAUUAUUCCUCUAGAUUUAUUCAAAAAAAUACAAAAUACAAUAGAUGAAGACGGUCUUAUGCAAAAACAAAAGGAAAAUGAAGAAAUAAUAGCAGAUGCUAUGGAAAAAGCAAUAGAAAUCGAAAGAAUGUCUAAAUCUCAAGAUUUUUCUAAUAAUGAUUUAAUUGAAUCAAAACUUAAAACUAACCAGGACUUUAAAAAUAACGAUAUUUGGAUAAUAAAAAAAAAUGCCUCUUUACCUUUAAAAAAACUUCAUGAAGAAUUAAAUACUCUUUAUGAUCAAAAAGAUAAACUUCAAGAAUCUUUAAAACUAUUAUUAGGUACAACUAAUCUAACAUUAAAAACAACACAUUCUUUAAAUCAUAUCAUCCAUCUACGAAACAAAAAUACAGAAAAAAGUAUAUCAGAAAUUAAUGGAGCAAAAGUUCUUAGUACUAAUAAAAGCACCAAAUCAAUUCAAAUACCUGAAUGGACUCAUCUUGGAAAUAUGAUAGAACAAACAAAAAUAAAAAUUAGACUUGAAGAAUCUAAUACUAUUGAUAAUCUCCGAAUAGAGACACUUAAAAAUCUUUCAAUAUUACGAAAAAAUGCAAAAGUUCUUGAUGAGUUAGAUAUUGCUUCUUCGUUUGCAACUCUCGCUCUAGAACAAAAACUUGUAAGGCCUAUAUUAAAAACAGGAACUUACCAUAAAAUUAUAUCAGGGCGUCAUCCAAUUGUAGAAGCUGGCUUGUAUAAUCGAGGACUUGUAUUUGUACCGAAUGAUUGCUCCUUAGGAGAAAAAAAGCGUAUAUGGUUUAUUACAGGACCAAAUAUGGGAGGAAAAAGCACGUACUUGCGCCAAAAUGCUAUUAUUUCGAUUCUUGCACAGAUAGGAUCAUUUGUACCUGCAGCAUAUGCUGAAGUUGGUAUAGUAGAUCGAAUAUUUAGUAGAAUUGGAUCCAAUGAUAAUCUUUAUAAAAAUGAAUCAACUUUUAUGAUAGAAAUGUUAGAAACUGCUAGAAUUUUAAAGAGGGCAACACCAAAAUCUCUCGUUAUUAUGGAUGAAAUAGGUCGAGGAACAACGUAUAAGGAUGGAUUAGCAAUAGCUUAUGCAUGCCUAUAUCAUCUUCAUUAUAUUAAUAAAUCUAGAGUAUUAUUUGCAUCUCAUUUUCAUGAAUUAGUAAAUAUGAUCUCCUUGUUUGACAGUGUAUCAAUGUAUUGUACAAAAGUUAUAGAAGAGGGUGACGGAUCAUUUCGUUUUCUUCAUAAAAUAGCUGAAGGAGUUAAUGAUAAUUCUCAUGGUCUUAAAGUUGCAAUGAUGGCAGGGCUACCACAAAAAGCAAUACAAGUGGCAAAAGAAACACUUAAAAAACUAAAUGGAACAUAA